AUGAGGUACGACAGAACCCAAGACCCACAGGAGCACCUCACGGCCUUUGAGGCCCAAAUAAACUUGGAGGGAGUGGGAGACGAGGUAAGGUGCCGCGCCUUCCCGGUCACCCUAGCAGGCCCUGCGAUACGGUGGUUCAACAGCCUCCCGCAGGGCUCCGUGGCUGGCUUCUCAGAUAUCAGUCGCACUUUCUUAGCACAAUUCACCACCAGAAUCACAAAAGCAAAACACCCGAUCAAUCUGCUCGGCGUCACCCAGAAAACCGGUGAAAUGACCAAAAAGUACCUAGAUCAUUUCAACGAAGAAUGCUUGGAGAUCGAGGGGUUAACCGAUUCGGUGGCCAGUCUCUGCCUGACGAAUGGGCUCCUUAACGAGGACUUCAAAAAGCACCUCACCAUAAAGCCAGUCUAG
Molecule: messenger RNA, 411 nt
Organism: Arachis stenosperma
Lineage: Eukaryota; Viridiplantae; Streptophyta; Magnoliopsida; Fabales; Fabaceae
Exons: 1
Coding region: 1-411 (136 amino acids)
Source: RefSeq, a predicted model, not a curated record